Messenger RNA from Lucilia sericata (common green bottle fly), 2289 nucleotides. RefSeq lists its product as uncharacterized. NCBI's taxonomy places the organism in Eukaryota, Metazoa, Arthropoda, Insecta, Diptera, Calliphoridae. Gene Ontology annotation, molecular function: nucleic acid binding. Bases 1 to 2289 code for a protein of 762 amino acids. The transcript has 3 exons. The record is from RefSeq and is a predicted model, not a curated record.
AUGGACCAAUUCGAACUUGGUGCAAAAACCAUUAAGUCAUCAUUUUACGUUGAUGAUUUUCUUUGUGGCUCAGAUACGCUUGAAGAAUUGUCUCGUAUGAAGCAGGAGGUUAAUGAAAUUCUAAUUCGUGGUUCGUUUCAAUUAGAUAAGUGGCACUCUAAUCAUAGAGAUUUUCAGGACGACAAAACUGUCAAAGACCUUAAUAUUGAAGAUUCUGCAGUAACUAGCGCUCUUGUCCAAAUUGAUGAAAAAAUAACCAAACGUACAAUUUUGUCGCUCUCGUCAGCGCUUUUCGAUCCCCUAGGACUUUUAUCCCCUCUCAUAAUAAAAGCUAAAAUCAUCAUGCAAGAGUUGUGGAUUCUAAAAAUUGGCUGGGAUGAGUCUGUACCUCAAGAAAUACACUCGGCUUGGAAAUCUUUCGUCUCUGAUCUCAAACUAUUACCUUCACUUAAAAUUCCUCGUUUUUGUCUCGCUCCUGAUUCUAAAUCAGUUCAACUUCAUGGCUUUUGUGACUCAUCAAUUCGUGCUUAUGGUUGUUGUUUUUACUUUCGUGUUAAAACUUCUUCAGGAAAUGUUGUUGUUCGGCUCUUUACUGCCAAAUCUAGAGUUGCUCCUACAAAGCGAAAAUCGUUACCCAAACUUGAGUUAUGUGGCGCACAACUUCUAGCAAAAUUGUAUUCCAAAAUCAAAAAUCUUUUCGCAAUACCAAAUCUGGAAGUCGUUCUGUGGACAGAUUCGCAACUAGUUCUUCACUGGCUAAAGCAACAUUCAUCUACUUUGUCAGUUUUUGUUGGCAAUAGGGUAUCAGAAAUUCAAGAUCUAACUAAUGGCUGCGUUUGGCGACAUGUCCCAACCCAGUUCAACCCUGCUGACAUCGUUUCUCGUGGUUCAACUGUGCAGGAACUCGCCUCAUCCAUCUGGUUCAACGGACCAGCAUUUCUCGCUCUCGAUCCUGUUCAGUGGCCCCCUACUAAAACUGAUAAACUCUCCGAAGAAAAUCAGCAAGUAUUCGACAAAGAAAAACGGAAAACCGUACUUCAUCUUGAAACAAAAUCUAACUACAUCCUCGAUUCUGUUGGAAAAUAUAGCUCGUACUUAAAAAUCAUUCGUAUUAUUGCCUGGAUGUUUCGUUUUGCUCAAAAAACAAAAACUAAUAUUUCCAAUUCUGACUCUUUGCAGCCCCAAGAAUUAGAAAAUGCUAAACUUUGUAUCGUUUUCAACAUCCAGAAACUACAUUUUCAAGAUGACAUAACUCGAGCUCUAAAGAAGAAAGAUCCCCAAGGUGCUCUAAAGUGUCUGAACCCCUUCCUAGAUUCGUCAAAUGGUUUCAACUUGCUCAAGGUCGGCGGACGCUUGGAGUACGCGGCAAUUUCUGAAGGCCAAAAACACCCCAUAAUCUUGCCCAGCAAAUGCCAUUUCGUCUACUGUUACGUACGUCAUCUGCACAUCAGUAACUACCACGCUGGACCCAAGGCUCUAAUGUCAUUGAUUCGCCAACAAUUUUGGAUCAUCAACUCCAGGAAUUUGUGUCGCAGCAUUGUAAAUUCGUGCCCUCAAUGCAUUCGCUAUCGCCCAAAGUUGUUGCAACAAAUGAUGGGAAAUUUGCCUGUGGAACGACUCAACCCGUCAAGGCCCUUCGCAAGGUGUGCUGUCGAUUUUUGUGGUCCAGUCAACACCUACCUAAGAAUUAGAGGAAAGGUCCCCUACAAGACAUACAUCGCUAUAUUUGUUUGUCUCGCUACCAAAGCUGUCCAUAUUGAAGUGGUAUCCGACCUGUCAACAGAUGCCUUCAUUGCUGCCCUAAAACGGAUGAUUGGUCGUAGAGGUCUGCCCACAGAUAUAUUCUGUGAUAAUGCAACAAAUUUCGUUGGUGCAAACUCUAAGGCACCACAUUUUGGCGGAUUGUGGGAGGCGGCCGUCAAAUCGGCCAAAGGUCACUUAACCAGAACCCUGGACAACACAAGGCUCACCUACGAAGAACUCGCAACGGCUAUGAUUGAGAUAGAGGCAGUUUUAAACUCGAGGCCCAUUUCGCAUCUAUCCUCAGAUCCCAGUGACUUUGAAGCUCUUACACCAGGACACUUCUUGAUAGGCGCUCCCCUCCGUAGUUUGCCAGAACGUGAUGUUCCUAUAAAAGAGAUUAACAAACUUGAAUAUUGGGCCCGAAUAAGCGCCAUCAAGCAACAAUUCUGGAAAAAGUGGUCCCAUGAUUAUAUAAAUGAGCUCCAGACUCGCAACAAAUGGACUAGCACCAACUCUAAUAUUACCCCUCAUCAUCAAAGAAGAUAA